Salmo salar (Atlantic salmon) is the source of this 702-nucleotide messenger RNA. The record is from RefSeq and is a predicted model, not a curated record. NCBI's taxonomy places the organism in Eukaryota, Metazoa, Chordata, Actinopteri, Salmoniformes, Salmonidae.
AUGAACGUGUCAUCAACAAAACUGAUUGAAUGUUCAACCAAGUCUUUUUCUCCAGAGUCUGUGCGGCUUGUGGAUGGAGCUGGUCUCUGCUCUGGGAGAGUGGAGGUGAAGUCCAAUCAGUCCUGGGUCUCAGUGUGUGACUUUGACCGGCAGGAUGCAGAGGUAGUCUGUGGGGAGCUUGGCUGUGAGGCUCCUGCAGCUCUACAGACCUGGGAUAAAGAGUUCCAGUGUAAAGGCAAAGAGUCCCUUCUCCUGGACUGUGACACCUCAGACAGAAAAAACAACACCUGUCUACCUGGUAAUGCUGUUGGACUCACCUGCUCAGAGCCUGAUGAUGUGAGGCUGGUGGGAGGAGGCAGUCGCUGUGCUGGUAGAGUGGAGAGGAACGACCAGGGAGAGUGGAGGACUGUGGGAGCUGUGGAGUGGGACAGGGCCAGUACACGUGUCGCUGCAGUAGUGUGUAGACAGCUGGGUUGUGGCUCCACUGUUUCAGUACUACCUGGAAGCACCACUAGAGUGUUUGGAGUUAUCUGUAAUGGGUCUGAGCCUGCACUGAGGGAGUGUGGGAGAACCUUUGCUCUCAGUUCUGGAUUCACAGUGAUCUGCUCAGGUAAUAACAAGAUAUACUGUGGUGGUUUCGGCGCCAAGAUCUUUGUAAGGCGGUUUACACAAACACACACCACCAGUCCAAAGCCCAUUUGA